AUGCAUCAUAUCCCUACCCUCAAACAGUAUAUUCUCCAACAGCAGCUUCUCACUUUCUACCGCCAAGUCAUCCGGGCAUCACGAACUCUCCCAGAUUCUACAGCGCGUGCAGAAACAAUCCGUUGGUUUCGCGCUGAGAUAGAGAGAGGGAGACAUCUUACCGACGUCGAGGAAAUCCGACAUAGGUUGGUUUACAUGAGACGCGAGAUGUAUCAGGUCCUUCCAACAGCCCGAACGGUUCAAUCGUUAAAGCUGGUCUAG
Messenger RNA from Coniophora puteana RWD-64-598 SS2, 261 nucleotides. RefSeq lists its product as uncharacterized. The transcript has 3 exons. Bases 1 to 261 code for a protein of 86 amino acids. The record is from RefSeq and is a predicted model, not a curated record. NCBI's taxonomy places the organism in Eukaryota, Fungi, Basidiomycota, Agaricomycetes, Boletales, Coniophoraceae.